Messenger RNA from Rhinolophus ferrumequinum (greater horseshoe bat), 943 nucleotides. RefSeq names its product TPD52 like 1 (gene TPD52L1). The record is from RefSeq and is a predicted model, not a curated record. Gene Ontology annotation, cellular component: cytoplasm. Lineage: Eukaryota; Metazoa; Chordata; Mammalia; Chiroptera; Rhinolophidae. Gene Ontology annotation, biological process: positive regulation of apoptotic signaling pathway; positive regulation of MAP kinase activity. Bases 171 to 797 code for a protein of 208 amino acids. The transcript is spliced from 8 exons.
CGGAGGUAACCAAAAGCGGCCAGUGGUGGUUGCCCUGCGGUUCCCCACCCCCUGCACGCAGCAACUGGAAGAGGGCGCAAGCGGCUGGGCUGGCUGUGUUCUGAGCUCUGGCACGGCUGUCUGCUUCUCUUUGAGCGAGCCCCCCUGCGCUGAGUCCGAAGUCGGCGACCAUGGAAGCACAGGCACAAGGUUUGUUGGAGACUGAACCACUGCAAGGCAGAGAUGAGGAUGCAGUAACCAGUGCUGACUUCUCUAGCAUGCUCUCUGAGGAGGAGAAAGAAGAGUUAAAGGCAGAAUUAGUUCAGCUAGAAGACGAAAUUACAACAUUGCGACAAGUUUUAUCAGCGAAAGAAAGGCAUCUGGUUGAGAUAAAACAAAAACUCGGGAUGAACCUGAUGAAUGAAUUAAAACAGAACUUCAGCAAAAGCUGGCAUGACAUGCAGACUACUACUGCCUACAAGAAAACACAUGAAACCCUGAGUCAUGCAGGGCAGAAGGCAACUGCUGCUUUCAGCAAUGUUGGGACAGCCAUCAGCAAGAAGUUUGGAGAUAUGAGGUCUCACUCCAUCGGCUACUCCAUUCGCCAUUCCAUAAGUAUGCCUGCUAUGAGGAAUUCUCCUACUUUCAAAUCAUUUGAGGAGAGGGUUGAGACAACUGUCACAAGCCUUAAGACGAAAGUAGGCGGAACAAACCACGGCGGAGGCAGCUUUGAAGAGGUGCUCAGCUCCACGGCCCACGCCAGUGCGCAGAGCUCAGUGGGAGAAACCCCGCGAGCAGAGGAGGAGCUGCAGUGUUAGAACCACCAGCCCGCAGCCACCUCCAGAGGCUCACCACCGCCCGUGCACACCAGAUAUGAAGACCAAAAUCCCACUGGGAAAACCAGACCUUGACCUUGUUCUUCAAAUGGUCUCUCCACAAAGUUUAAUAAAAUGAUUUCCAUUUC